AUGGACACAGUCUUUCUGGAUAAGGCGUUGGCGUUGAACAUGAAUGAGAAGCCAACGAGCGGAUUGAAGGAGAAUCCAAUACACAGCGUGAACGAGCAGAAGUUCAUUGAUGCGAACUCUGAUAUCUCUGAUUCUGAUCAAUCCACGCCCGAUCUACAAGUAAAGACAAAUUCACGCUCGAAUUCUCAGACAUCCUCUGAUAGAAACUCACGCUAUCAGACGAUGCAGGUACAACUACAGUUACAGUCCCAGCCACAGCCAUCAGUCCAACACCCACAGCAGCCACCUCCACCGCAUUCUCCACCACCGCAGAUCCCCCUCUCCCAAGAGCACCUACACGUAAACUUCCCUACGCCACCUUCAUUCAGACAAUACCACAACCUGCCCUUCCCAAAUGAUCAAUCGACCAUUCCAGGAACUCCCCCACUUAGCCCACCUAUCACAAACAGCGCUGGAUACUUUACCCACCCAAAUUCCUCCAGGAUAAAGUCCAGCUAUGAUUUUGGCGGUGGCUAUCUUAAUGGCGGCGGCGGUGGCAGUGUCAACGGCCUCGGCAACACCAACACCAACACAAACUACCUCAACUCCUCCUCCACAAACCUCAACGAAUCCGCUCAAAGAAGCUCAGAUCUUGCUAAUUGGGCUCCGUCUAGAGCAACGCCCGCUCAGCAAUCCUCUAACAUCGCAAACCUCCCUGACUGGAGGAUCAUUGAAGGCGACAGAAAAGCUCAGACUUCUCUGCCAACUUCGCUAGUCCAGGCCGAUUUAGAUUACUCAAUGCGCCAUCUUCUAUCUGAAAAUGUCUUUGAGGAGUUGAUCAGAGAUCCACUCGGCAGACACAGAUUCAGAGAGUACCUCGAGCAAUCCUCAUCCCCAUCCACCUACAAACUUGACUACUGGACCGAUGUGGACGUCUUUGAGCGCAUCGUAGGUCAAAUCAGGGCUGGCUCACAAGCUCUCCACGACUUGUACAUUGCUCCGUCUUCGAAUACUAAAGUCGAUAUGCCUCCAAAUCAUUCAGAAAUGGUGUUCCACAGACUGAGAUACCUCAAUGAGCUCGAUUCUGGCCUUCUUCACUCCCAAACCAAUCUCCUCCACUCUCUCUACGAGAUUGACUUCCAAAAUUUCAUCAGACACAAGCUCAUUGAGAGGAGCAAGGUGAGACUCGGGAAGGAAAAUCUCAACGAUCUCGAGCGCAAUGGCCUCGGGGACUCAUUCGUACUCACAAACCCAAGACUGAGAGAUCACCCUAUUGUCAUGUCCAGUCUUGGUUUCACGAAGGUCAGUGGAUUCGACAGAACUACCAUUAUAGGACGCAAUUGCAGAUUCUUGCAGGGUCCAGGUACAGCGCCAGCCUCUGUGCAGCGUAUAAGAGACGCACUCAACAAUGCCGAGCCGAUUACAGAGCUACUUCUCAAUUACCGUCGCGAUGGCACACCGUUCUUCUGUCUGGUGAACAUCAUCCCGCUCCGCGACACCAAAGGCCAAGUAGCGUACUUUAUCGGUGGACAGGUGAACGUAACUGGGAUACUAUCAUCCAAGAAGAAUCUAUCAUUCUUGGUUGGUGGGAGUGCACCAUAUAUCUCCAACGAGGCUGUCAGUAACACCGCCGUCGCAUUCUCGCCGACGAUGCAGCGUUACAAUAACCACGAAAGGCAACCAGAGUCGAUGAGCAGAGUUGGCGCAGGCAGCAUUGCAGCUGGUAGUUUUGAAGACCAGUCUACAAAGGAGGCCUUCAACGGUGCGCGUGCGUUUGAUCAUUUCCAGCCAGAACCUGAGAAAUCCGGUAACAUUCUCAGUCGUCUGUUCAACUCUUCUCAGGCUAAAAAGGAUAAACGCGCACAAGAUAAGUCUGCACAACGUCUCCCUGGCGCUGAGAAUAUGCUCGGGAAGGAGGCACAACCGAUCGAGAAGCAGAUGGAGUUCUUCAACCACACUUACAACAAACUUAUGAUAGUGAAGCGUGAGAAGAGGGAGAUUGUAUUUGUGACAAAGGAGUUGCUGGGAUAUUUAGGACUUCCAACUGAAACAAUCAAACAAUGCACUGACAGUCAACUAAACCACCAAGAUCUUAUUCAAUUACUGACGUGUGGAUCAGAACAUCGUCUCGAAUCGAAACGCAUCAAGACGGCACUCAAGCAGGCGUUUAAAGAGGGUAUACCACUUAGUGUCACUUGCGGUAUCAAAUGUAGAUCUAAAUUCAGUCUUAGAGGCAACUCGUCGAAUACUGAUAUACGAUUUGGCGUGUUGCAUGCAACGCCGCUCGAGGAUCGUGAUGGAGGAGUGUAUGCGUAUGCUGUAGUUUUUGGAUAG
Messenger RNA from Wallemia ichthyophaga EXF-994, 2313 nucleotides. RefSeq names its product Phototropin-1A. The record is from RefSeq and is a predicted model, not a curated record. Gene Ontology annotation, cellular component: nucleus. Bases 1 to 2313 code for a protein of 770 amino acids. The transcript has 4 exons. Lineage: Eukaryota; Fungi; Basidiomycota; Wallemiomycetes; Wallemiales; Wallemiaceae.